Molecule: messenger RNA, 714 nt
Organism: Neomonachus schauinslandi (Hawaiian monk seal)
Lineage: Eukaryota; Metazoa; Chordata; Mammalia; Carnivora; Phocidae
Gene: TAFA1
Product: TAFA chemokine like family member 1
Exons: 5
Coding region: 102-503 (133 amino acids)
Biological process (GO): regulation of neuroblast proliferation; neuroblast differentiation
Molecular function (GO): receptor ligand activity
Source: RefSeq, a predicted model, not a curated record
AAAAAAAAUCUCCAAUUGUGCACAGAUGGAUUUUAGAAAGUGUUAGAGCUUUCCAAUGAACACUAAUAGAGUACUCUGCUCUUGGCUGGAUUUUUCAGAGAAUGGCAAUGGUCUCUGCGAUGUCCUGGGUCCUGUAUUUGUGGAUAAGUGCUUGUGCAGUGCUCCUAUGUCAUGGAUCUCUUCAGCACACUUUCCAGCAGCACCACCUGCACAGACCAGAAGGAGGGACAUGUGAAGUGAUUGCCGCACACAGAUGUUGUAAUAAGAAUCGCAUCGAGGAGCGGUCGCAAACAGUCAAGUGUUCCUGUCUACCUGGAAAAGUGGCUGGCACGACAAGAAACAGACCUUCCUGUGUUGAUGCUUCCAUAGUGAUUGGGAAAUGGUGGUGUGAGAUGGAGCCUUGUCUAGAGGGAGAAGAAUGUAAGACACUACCUGAUAAUUCCGGAUGGAUGUGCGCUACAGGCAAUAAAAUUAAGACUACAAGAAUUCACCCAAGAACCUAAUGGAAGCAUUUGUUAUAGUAGCAAAGGAAAAUCACCUCUGCGGAAAAUACAUUUUAAGAAUUUAAAACAUCUUACACAUUACAAGCCAAAUGGAUUUCUUAUUUGCACUUUGACUGGUUACCAGAUAAUCACAGUGCUUUUACUGUGUGUCACAAAGUAUCCUAUAGUGAGAAGACCCCACGCUUUUGGCAGCACCAUGGAAAGUGGGUUU